CUUGGCUGUGGCUUCAGUGCAACAGAGGGAGUCUGUGCAUUUAGCUGUGAGGACCCGGGCCUGCUCAGAGGUUCCCGGUGGAUGGGAGAAGAAGAGCUGUCCAGGGAAUCCAACCCCCAGGGGCUCCUUGCUGGCAGCCCUGAAAACGGAUGAGGUCUGAGAGGUCGCUGACCCCAAUCAUUUUCCUAAGAAACCUUUAAGAGUUAUUGCCAUGGAGACCAAGGACUCUGGAGAUUUGGAAAAGCUCCAAAGGGAAUCAGUGAGUGGUUCUUGGAAAAUGAAUGAUGAACCAGCCGGAAUCCGGCCUGAGUUACUCCCAGAAGACAAGGAUACUCUCCAGGCUGACGAGGAAGCCCACUACCACGUCCCAAUCCAGAGGAAUUCCAUCUUCAAUCGUGCCAUGAGACACAGAAGCAAAGCAAGGACCAGGGGCACACCCGAUCAGAGCUCCAGCCGCCUGGCAGAUUCACAAGGAAGUGAAAAACCUGAAAACAAGGCCCUGGCUUCAAAUCUGCCGGCAAACAGAGCCCCUCUCUGGAGACUGCCCCUACAGAGGGGCCCCGGAGCCCAGGCAGCCAGCGAAUCGUCCUCCACCCCGGGAAAUGGGACCACGCCCGAGGAGUGCCCGGCCCUCGACAGUCCCACCACGCUCACCGAGGCCCUGCAGAUGAUCCAUCCCAUUCCCGCCGACUCCUGGAGACUCCUGAUCGAGCAAAUUGGGCUUCUGUAUCAAGAAUAUAGAGAUAAAUCAACUCUCCAAGAAAUCGAAGCCCGCAGGCAACAGGAUGCUGAAGUACAGGGCAAUGCUGAUGAGUGUCCAGGCGGGGAUGACACCCCAGAGGAGGAGGAGGACGAGGAGGACGAGGAGCUGGCCAGCCCACCCGAGAGGAGAACGCUGCCCCAGAUCUGCCUGCUCAGCAACCCCCACUCCAGGUUCAACCUGUGGCAGGACCUUCCUGAGAUCCGGAGCAGUGGUGUGCUUGACAUCCUCCAGCCCGAGGAGAUCAAGCUGCAGGAGGCCAUGUUUGAGCUGGUCACCUCCGAGGCCUCCUACUACAAGAGCCUGAACCUGUUGGUGUCCCACUUCAUGGAGAACGAGCGGAUGAAGAAGAUCCUGCACCCAUCCGAGGCCCACAUCCUCUUCUCCAACGUCCUCGAUGUCAUGGCUGUCAGCGAGCGGUUUCUGUUGGAGCUGGAGCACCGCAUGGAGGAGAAUGUGGUCAUCUCUGACGUGUGUGACAUCGUGCACCACUACGCGGCCGACCACUUCUCGGUUUACAUCACAUACGUCAGCAACCAGACCUACCAGGAGAGGACACAUAAGCAGCUGCUCCAGGAGAAGGCAGCUUUUCGGGAGCUGAUCGCACAGCUGGAGCUGGACCCCAAGUGCAAGGGCCUGCCCUUCUCCUCCUUCCUCAUCCUGCCCUUCCAGAGGAUCACACGCCUCAAGCUGCUAGUCCAGAACAUCCUGAAGCGGGUGGAGGAGAGGUCUGAGCGCGAGUGCACCGCCUUGGAUGCCCACAGGGAGCUGGAAAUGGUGGUGAAGGCAUGUAAUGAGGGUGUCCGGAAGAUGAGCCGCACGGAGCAGAUGAUCAGCAUCCAGAAGAAGCUGGAGUUCAAGAUCAAAUCGGUGCCCAUCAUCUCGCACUCCCGCUGGCUGCUGAAGCAAGGCGAACUGCAGCAGAUGUCCGGCCCCAAGACCUCCCGCACCCUGCGGACCAAGAAGCUCUUCCGAGAAGUUUACCUCUUCCUCUUCAACGACCUGCUGGUGAUCUGCCGGCAGAUCCCGGGAGACAAGUACCAAGUAUUUGACUCAGCCCCAAGGGGCCUGCUGCGUGUGGAGGAGCUGGAAGACCAGGGGCAGACACUGGCCAACGUGUUCAUCCUGCGACUGCUAGAGAACGCGGAUGACCGGGAAGCCACCUACAUGCUGAAGGCGUCCUCACAGAGUGAGAUGAAGCGCUGGAUGACCUCACUGGCCCCGAACAGGAGAACCAAAUUCGUUUCAUUCACAUCUCGGCUGCUGGACUGCCCUCAGGUCCAGUGUGUGCACCCGUACGUGGCCCAGCAGCCGGAUGAGCUGACGCUGGAACUGGCCGACAUCCUGAACAUCCUGGAGAAGACGGAGGACGGGUGGAUCUUUGGUGAGCGCCUGCACGAUCAGGAAAGAGGCUGGUUCCCCAGCUCCAUGACGGAGGAGAUCCUGAACCCCAAGAUCCGCUCCCAGAACCUCAAGGAGUGUUUCCGAGUGCACAAGAUGGAGGACCCUCAGCGCAGCCAGAAUAAGGACCGCAGGAAGCUGGGCAGCAGAAAUCGGCAAUGACCCACAGCUUGGUGCCAGCCUGGAGGAGGGGCAGGACAGGAGGAACAGGCGGACACAGAGGGCCCUGGGAAGGGUCACCCAGUGCCUUCCCAGGCAACAGGAAGGGUUCCUGCCUAGCCUGUCCCCGCCUGCCUUGUGAAGGCUCUCUUAUCUUGAUUCUUCUCGAAAUUUACUUUCCCGCUGGAGAAGGGAGGAGAAACCUUUCCGCAGUAUUAUACCGCCUCUUCUGCAUCCCAGAGCCGGAGGGGGACAGGCAUGCCCUGAGAGCCUUCCAGCGACUGGAAGAAACUCAGACGCAGGGCCUCUGGCAAGAGGUAGGCAGGUGGCGCCCACUAUUGGGAUCCCCUGCAUUGCACGUAUCCUUCCCCACCUCGGAAGCCAGGCAACAGCCUGCCAGGCCCGGGACGGGCUGCCCUUGCUGGGAGCUUGACAACUCGCUGGACAGAGCACCUGCCUCCGCCACCCUUGCCCAUGCCUCUGCCAGCCUCUACUGCACCGCACGGCCAGGCGCUGCCUGUGGCAGGCCUUCCAGAGCCUGGCUGAGGGCUCACGUCACCUCUGGCUCCUCAAAGGGCUAGAGAAUGUCAUUUGUGUCUCCUGGCCCUUGAGGGAGCCCAGGUGUUUUGCGGAAUGAAUUGGUCACUGCAUCCUGUACGGUCAUGGUUCUGAGAAAAGCAAAUAUCAUUUUUGGCUGCAUUAAAAAGAAGCAUAUGUAUAAAAUAAA
Jaculus jaculus (lesser Egyptian jerboa) is the source of this 3047-nucleotide messenger RNA. RefSeq names its product neuronal guanine nucleotide exchange factor (gene Ngef). The record is from RefSeq and is a predicted model, not a curated record. Gene Ontology annotation, biological process: activation of GTPase activity. NCBI's taxonomy places the organism in Eukaryota, Metazoa, Chordata, Mammalia, Rodentia, Dipodidae. The coding region runs from base 212 to 2323 and encodes 703 amino acids. Gene Ontology annotation, molecular function: guanyl-nucleotide exchange factor activity; protein binding. The transcript has 15 exons.